AUGGCUGCCACCGUGUUGGGAAAGCGCACUCGUAGUGCCAUCGAGUCAGAAGCAUUGCCGGUGCGGACAGCCAGCAAGCGCCGCACCCUCACACCCCGAGUUCACCGUGAAGACAAAGCCCCCCAGCCUCCCCGCCGACUGCGCUCAAAUGCAAAAGUUGCGGAUCAACCGCCUGAUCAAGAGAAUGGCGUUGACAAGACUUUGGUGGACAAGGCGCCUUCCAAGCACACACUUCGUGAUAACCAGGGUGGGUCUCCCACCAAUAUCAACUCUCAUUUCCGCUCCUCGAAGCCAGUAGCGGAGGAGAGCGCCAAACCAGUCGAAUUCAAAACGCCCCAGAAAUCACGAUAUCGAGAUGCAUUGCAGCCUUCACCAGUUACCCCUCGGCAUCGAGUGCAAGUUGGGGCCAAGUCGGCGACUCCACGAACCCCUCGUCACAGUGACCUCCCACCCACUCCUCGCCAGAGUGCUACCCCAACGGCUGCACCCUCUGUGUACUCGCAAGCCAGGCAGCUAUUUGCUCGUGGGGCCAAUUCAGGCCGGCUAGUCGGUCGAGACACUGAGCGACAGAAGCUGACCACUUUCAUUGGGGACUGCCUCGAAUCCCGGAAGGGCGGCUGCCUCUACAUCAGCGGACCUCCAGGGACAGGCAAGAGUGCUAUGGUGGAUGAAGUGUGUCGCGACCUCGACCUGUCGGAGGUAAAAGUGUCGCAUGUAAACUGCGUGAGCAUGCGGAAUGCCCGCGAUGUCUACAGCAAACUCGUUCAGGACUUCGAUGAGGAUUCUGAGGUCUUCAAGAAGAGCGAGUCGGAUCGAUUGAAGGCCAUGUUCCUGCCAUCCAAGAAAACAAAAAAUUUGUUUCUGGUCACUUUGGAUGAAAUUGACCACCUGCUCAUGGGGGACUCCGGCGUACUGCAAUCGCUUUUUGAGUGGUCAUUGCAUAGCAAAUCCACCCUCAUGCUCAUUGGCAUCGCAAACGCGCUGGAUUUGACCGACCGGUCCCUCCCGCAGCUGAAGGCCAAAAAUCUCAAGCCUACCCUCCUCCCAUUUCUGCCGUACAAUGCUGCAUCCAUCGCUAACGUCAUUACCAACCGUCUGCGGUCACUGCUCCCGGCUGGGCCUGAUGCCGAUCCAAAAUUUGUCCCCUUUCUCCAACCGGUUGCCAUCCAACUUUGCUCGAAAAAGGUGGCCUCGCAAACCGGAGAUCUUCGGAAGGCUUUUGAGCUGAUCAAACGUACCAUUGAUGCCAUUGAGCAAGAAACCCAACAGAAGCUCGAGAAGCAAUUGGCCGAUGGUGACAAGUCCUCGAUCCUGGCAGAGAACAAAAACUUGUCAUCGUCGUCUGCGAAAGGCGGCACUGGCGCUCCUCCGACCUCGAUGUCGGCAUACACUGUCAUCACAGCUCCACGGGCCAGCAUCGCACAUGUAGCAAGAAUCACCUCGUCGGCCUUUGGACAGGGCACCGUUCAAAGACUCCAGGGGUUGAAUCUUCAACAGAAAGCCGCCAUCUGCUCUCUGAUUGCUCUCGAACGAAAACGCCGAGAAUUCGAGAUCCCCAGCACGCCGUCCAAGUCCCGAGCGUCAGCACCCACUGUGAAGCAAGCCUUUGACACGUACUGUGCAUUGUGCCGAAACGACAACAUCCUGCACCCCUUGACUGCUACCGAGUUCAAGGAUGUCCUGAGUAACUUGGAAACAAUGGGCCUGGUCGGCGAGUAUCAAGGUCGUGGGCGAGGCGGGACUUUGGGAGGGGGCUCUGACAUACGACGCACGCCGUCGAAAUCUGGCAACGCGCCUUCGACACCCCACAAAGCGCUGGAUGAACAGGGACUCGUGUGCUUUGUUUCUCAACAGGAAAUCGAUAGUCAGAUUGCCGGUCCCGGUGAAGGCAUUCUGCGACGGCUCCUUCGUGGAGAGGGACUCUAA
This is a messenger RNA of Penicillium alfredii, 1926 nucleotides long. Its product is annotated as AAA family ATPase CDC6. The transcript has 3 exons. The coding region runs from base 1 to 1926 and encodes 641 amino acids. Gene Ontology annotation, molecular function: DNA replication origin binding. Gene Ontology annotation, biological process: mitotic DNA replication checkpoint signaling; cell division; DNA replication initiation. The record is from RefSeq and is a predicted model, not a curated record. NCBI's taxonomy places the organism in Eukaryota, Fungi, Ascomycota, Eurotiomycetes, Eurotiales, Aspergillaceae. Gene Ontology annotation, cellular component: nucleus.